Rotaria sordida is the source of this 2139-nucleotide messenger RNA. The record is from the annotation of a GenBank genome assembly. Lineage: Eukaryota; Metazoa; Rotifera; Eurotatoria; Philodinida; Philodinidae.
AUGCAACUGAAUGGUAACAGUGAGAUCCAAAAAGAAUCAGAGUUACCGACAUCUCUUGUCGAUGAAAUAUCAUGUAAUACAAGUACUCUUAAUUUGGAAUGGCGACAAAUUUGUGAUGGUAUUGUUAAUUGUCAAAAUGCAGCUGAUGAACUCGAUUGCCAUUUGUUAGAAUUCAACAAAUGCAACACGGAUGAAUUCCAAUGUCGAAAUGGAAUGUGUAUUCCAAAGGAGUUCUUAUUUGAUGCUGUGCUCGAUUGUAUGGAUUCGAGUGAUGAACAAGAAUUGAGUGAUAUCUACCAAGUGUACAAUAGAUGUCCGAAAAUGUCGACAAUAGAAUGUGAUGAACGUCUUUGUCGGAAGGAUGAAUUUUCAUGUGGUGACGGGCAAUGCAUAAAAUGGUCUUCUAUUAUUGAUUAUCAGAUCUCUUGUGAAAAUUGGCGUGAUGUAACUUACUUCUGCGAGACACCCGAUUUCGUGAUAACCAAUUAUUUGAUAGCAAAUGCUAUCUGUUCAUCAACAAGUCUUCAAAUACCUCAAUUGACAAGUACAUCAAGUUGUUUGAUAAGUCUUCGGUAUUUGUUACUCACAACUGGAGAACAACAACUGAGUAAAAUGCGUAAAACGGCUAUAAACAAUAUUAAGGAUCGUUGUUUAGAAACUAUUGAAUAUCCUGAACGGCCUGUGUUUUCUCCAGUAUUUAAAAUGUUCUAUAAAAGAUCUCGAAUCAUCGACUUUUAUACAAGCCAGCAAAAUUUUACAAAACAAAUGUUAAAACGACCGGAUCUUGUCUGUUUCAGUGGUUCAAUGGUUUGUCAUGGAAUCUGGAUGACACUCCAGAAAGAUCAUUGUAUGGACUACAAUUACUUCCAAACACUUACUUCGUAUCCAUUCUUCCCAAUAUCUCAAUUAUUUUGUCAUGAAGCAGUAAAACAAGCCAAAUUUGAAAAUGUUACUUUAUUCCAAUCGAAUACAUAUGGACAACUACCAUCAUCAAUGGUUUUUACUUGUCCGAAUACAUCAGAUUGUGUUUCACUACGUCGUGUCAACGAUGGUUACGCAGAUUGUCUUUAUGCUGAGGACGAACAGAAUAGUGCUUAUGCGAUGAUCGAACCAUUUCGAUAUCGUUGUCAGACAGGAUCAUCGCCAGUUCAGUAUGUAAGCUUUCAGCAAUUGGGCAAUGGAGUGAACGAAUGUGCAGAUGGUAGUGAUGAAAUCUCAAGUGAACUGAGUUGGUCUUCUUUGGACUGUAGGAUUGAUGAUAAUUAUGCUUGCUGGGUAUUUCGAGGUGAUGGAAUCAUUGAGAAUAGAAUAAAAGAUGUUCGACUACCUUUUCAUCUUUAUUGCGAUACAGUUUGGGAUACGAUGGAUGGUCGAGAUGAACGAGAUUGCUCUAAAUGGGUUUGUGCACGUGGAACUUAUCAGUGCAACAGGACAAGUCAAUGUAUCAAAAGAACAUAUUUAUGUGACGGAGAAUUUGAUUGCGAUGAUGGUGAAGAUGAAUUGAACUGUCCUAGACGAUCACAAGAAGGGUCUUUAGAAUUCGUUUGUAACAAGUCAAAUGAACAUUUUUGUAUAACGUCACAAUAUCUACAGGAUCGCAUACUAAACCGUCCUUGUAUAUCAUAUACCAAUACUGGCGAUGGUAAAAUUGACUGUUUAGGUGGCCAAGAUGAACGUAACGUAUUCUCUUGUUCAGAUCAUACAAUGCUUGGCAAUCGAUUUUUAUGUGAUAAUCAAACGAAAUGUCUUAACUAUACAACUUUAUGUAAUGGUGUAUUUGAUUGUUUGGAUCGUACAGAUGAAUAUAUUUGUUUCUGCCAAUAUGAACAGUGUAUUAAAGAACAAUUGGCUUGUUCAGAUACAAAUUCAUGUGAAAAUGGUCGAUUUCGUUUCGAAGCCUAUCAUUCAACUAAUAUACUAACGGCAUGGGAAUAUCCAAUUAGUCCAUUCAGUUUUCUACCUGUUUUUCGUCUUGCCAAAAUAUUACGAUUUCCGGAUCGUAGUCUACCCUGGUCAUGUUCGUAUAAUCAUUGUCAAAAUAAUGGAACAUGUUAUAAUUCAAAUAAUGGACAAAAUUUAUGUUUAUGCCAACGAGGUUGGCGAGCUGAAUUUUUACACAAAGGUAAUCAUAGAUUUUGA